Manduca sexta (tobacco hornworm) is the source of this 8709-nucleotide messenger RNA. RefSeq names its product transcriptional protein SWT1 (gene Swt1). Gene Ontology annotation, cellular component: nucleus. Lineage: Eukaryota; Metazoa; Arthropoda; Insecta; Lepidoptera; Sphingidae. The record is from RefSeq and is a predicted model, not a curated record. The coding region runs from base 118 to 2589 and encodes 823 amino acids. Gene Ontology annotation, molecular function: protein binding. The transcript is spliced from 12 exons.
AUACAGAUUAUAGGAUACACAAAUUGAUUUGUCAAAUAACGUAUCCAGUAUCUACCUACAAUAUUUGUAUCGGAAUGCAUUAAUGGAAAUAACUAGUUAUUUCGAUCGUAAUUCGUUAUGAGUUCCGAUAAUAAUGAAACACUAAAAUUGCCUGACGGCUGGGUGCUGUGUGAUUCCAAAUCGACUCCCGGUAGAAAGUAUUAUUUCAACAGGAAAACUGGGAAAUCAUCCUGGGCCGAACCACAGGCUGAUGGUAAAUCAAGCGAUAAAUACAAGUUAAAAAGGCCUAAGCCCAGCAACAGAGACAGAGAUAGAGACAGGAAGAGGAAGGAGGAAGCGAAGAAGAAGAACUUAAAGAGGAAAAGCGAUGGCAAUGGCGAUCAUACAUCCACUAAGAAGAAAUGCAGUGAAGACAAAGAUAGAUCAAGACAAUCCCUUAAUAAUUCCACUAAAAAUGAAAGUCCAGGCAAAUCAGAUGCUAAUAGACGACAUAACACAAGUAAACAGCCCUUACAAAAAGAAACAGAUAAGAAAGAAAAUGAAAAAGCAGAAGUAAAAGAAGAUACUAAUAGCCAUGAAAGUACCGGUGCGCGAGACAGCCUGAGCAGUGUUGAUAGCCCAGCUAAAGGCACUCCGUCCAAGAACUUAGCAAAUUCCAGGCUUGCACAGUUAAGGGCGCAACUGAACUCUGAUAUCCAAAUGGAAGAGAAUAAAGACAAGUCCCCUGUUAAGACUAAGAGGAGAAGUCCCAUAGAAACUGAUACUAAAGUAGCUAAGACAGAGAAAAGCCCCACUAUGAAUGACAGUAAAUGCACAACACAGUCACCAAGCAGCGAAAGCUUACACUCUAUCCCAUCACCGUCACAAUUCUUCGCAGCGAACAAAAUCAUAUCAUCAAUGAUGGCACAAUUACCUGAUGAAUACUGUGAUAAAAUCAAACAAAAAGACACAUUUGCCGAAAUAGAACAAGGGAUAUGCAGUCAGGUUAAUGAGUAUCCUAAUGUAAAGCAUCCCGUAACUCCUCCACAGUUUUCAGAGGCUAGCAAGCUAGUUUCAGCUAUUAAAUCAAAAUUGUCUAGCAAAGAGGGUACAUUGAGGACCUUCACAACUGCAAAGGAGAGGUUGGAUGUGCUACGGACUAGGUUAAGUAAUGAGGCUGCUGAUUCAUCUAUGGAAGAUAGUAUUAUGAGCGACAGAGGGACAUUUCAAAGUGAAGCCAUGGACAUAGAUUGUAAAGAGAUAAAACCAUCAGUACCUGCAGUUAUUUGUACAAAAGAGAGUGUGAAUAAUAAUGAAAAUGUAGUCCUUGUUGUGGAUACUAAUAUAUUUAUACACGAGUUGGAUUUCAUCAAAAAUGUUCUCAACUCGCACAUAAAAGGCUACAGCGAACAACCAACUCUAUUGGUGCCAUGGCGGGUUAUAAAUGAGCUGGACAGGUUAAAAGACAAUAACAAUGGCAACGGAGCUAUAUGUAAACGGGCCAAAUCCGCCAUGGACUACUUGUAUAAGUCUUUACCUGAGAAUGAGAGGAUUAAAGGCCAAUCGUUGAGGGAUGCGAAUUCUCACAUUUAUCCGUGCGAAUUGCCAGACGACGAGAUUCUCAACUGCUGCUUGCAACAGGUUGAGAGGGGAAAAUCUGUGAUUCUGCUUACAAACGACAAGAAUCUUUGCAAUAAGGCGUGUAUUAAUAAUGUAAAGAGCAUAGGCCUUGGAGAGCUCAAGACUUUAUUGGAGAGUAAACCGCAGUCAACCACAGACCCUGAUCUAAUAACGGGUUUGAAACAUUGCGAAAGCGCCGUUUACCAACUACUAGCAAACAUACUAGAAAAUGAAAUGCGCGCAAAAUACAACAAUCUGUGGCAGCACGUGCUGUUCAAAGCGCCGCCUUGGACGUUGGCCGACGUGCUCCAAUGUUUGCUCAAACACUGGGUGGCCGUGUUCAGCGACGUGUUCCCCAGGAUAGAGCAUCUCAUCACAGACUUGAGAGCUUCGUUACUGGCCAUUGAUAAAAAAGAUCAGAACACGAUAUCACAAUCGGAGGUGUCAAACUUCAAGGAGUUAUGCGUGGAUAUAGCCAGGAAGUGUCAAAUCAUACCUGAGUACUUGGAACUGGCUAAAACAACAGUGGAACAACUCACCAGGAAAUGUGACGUGAGGGAUCCAGAGAUGAUUGUUAUCGAAGCCUUCGAAGGCGUUUGGAGGAUACUAUCCAGUUACUGCGCCAAACUAUCAACACUUUUGGGAAUACCGCACAGUAUAGAGGAUAAGAUGCCCGGCGAGGAGAGUAUGGAUGUACUCACUAGCAAGUUUCAGUUGUUUGAAGCGCAGAUUGCUGGACUGGCAAAUGCCAUUAAAUCCAUUCUCAACGUAGACCCAUUAGACCCUUGCUCGGAGGAGGCCAUGUCGCUGCUGGAGGUGGCACUCAAGGAGAGCCUCACGUCGGUGCAGAUGGACAACUCCGUCGUCAACAGGACCAACCUCACUGUAUUCUGUACUAAAUGCAGGAACAUGCUGCAGGAGGCGUACACGAAAUUCGCGCAACUCACCGACCUGCUCGACGUGUGCAAGAACACCUUCGCCGAUGCGUAAGUGAUCACUCGGCCGUACUGUCAUGGAGAUACUUCAUAUCGGUUGUUUAGCAUUUAUUUAUUAUUCGGUGGAGCCAUGGGAGGAGGGGAGAUACUGGGAACAUUGAAGGCAUGGGGACUUGUAGUUAGGGUCACUUACUGCUAUUUUUAUUUAAUUUCUUUCUGAACAAUCGUGCUAAUUAAUAUAUGAAUGAAUGAAUGAGUGAAUGAGCGAAUGAAUGAAUGAACUGGUCUAAACAACAAUUUUUUUUCUGUGUCAUGAAUUGUAGAUUAUUUUAGAUUUCUUGCCCGUACUUCUCUGGUGAGAACUGCUUUCCGAUCUAGUGGUAGAGUUAAUAUUGACGGAAUCUAAGUAAUAAUAACAUUGUUCAAGUUUAAAUAAAUUUAUUUCAAUUUAAAAUUGCUAAUAUAACACAAUAAAUUAAUGAUGUGAAUCUUAGCAUGCGGAACACACAAAACUCUUAAUUAUUGUUAUUUUUCAACCUUUCUAUAUCGCUCAUAUACUAUAUUAACUCCUUUCUAUUUCGCUCACACACAAUAUAUUGAUUAAAAAUUCGCAGCGACAGUAUUAGCGGUUAGCAGUUAGUUCGGAAUUAUUUCGCUUUCGUGUAUUUAAUGAGAUGAAAGCAUGCUACGUCGUUAUUUAUUGAUAUUAAUUCGCAACUAUAUUUAAAUUGUGAAAUAAUAAGAGAGACUUUGUUUGCUAACAAUAAUGCUAAUUAAUCCAAUAUUACGGGAUAUUAAACGAUAUUUAGCAAAGCUUUUAUUUUGUGAUUGAAAGCACGCUUUGCGAAAGUUAAAUAUGAAUGAAACAAAGAACAAAGUUAAAUAAAUUUCUUUUUAAUAAUUUGUUUAAAAUUUAAAAAAGGUAAUGGAGAGAUUUUUGUCUAAAUACAAUUUUCCACUGGGUCAUUUUGACAUUGCAUAACUAAAUGAAACCCGACUCGUCUUCUUGAAAAUAACACUUAUUAUUUACUUUAAUCAUAGAUGUAAAAAUAAAAAAUAGUAUUAAUAUCGAACGGAAUAAAUAUUAAUAAAAGCUAAUUUUAAUUUUACGCGCGCUAAUGCCACUAUUACUACUCUAUAAAAAAAUUGACACAGCGACAACAUCACACUUAAAAUGACAGACACUAAUGCACACGCUUUAUUCGCACUAAACUACAUAGUGAUAAAUGAAUCGGAAACUAAAACUGGCCGCUUUUUGACAAAAAUAUUCGUUAUUCAUUGAUGAUUUUUAGCGUCAUGUUAGCAGCGGUGAUAACGACGUGGUUUCAUUAAUUAUCGCUAUGGAAUAAUGACCCUGUAGAAAAAUGCAAUUUAUAAUAACGAUUUCAAAUAUAAGUGAAUUAAAGCUGAUUUAAAUUUAAUAUACAUCCUGUUUGCGAAAUAUUGUAACAAUGAUUUAUUUACAUUUAGGUAUAUUCUGUAAAAAUAUAAAUGGUUUGAUGAUUCUUUACAGAUCUUAUGGCUAACUUACCACAAAAUUCAACAAUAAGUCAUUAAAGGCGUCUUUUGAAUAUCAAAUGAAUGGUUGUGAAACACAAAUAGUAUCAACCAGUGCGGAAGUUUAUUGCGUGCAAUACUAUUAUCUUAAAUUAUAGAACAAAUUAAACGGUAUUAUUAGCUUUAACUUCAAGUAUGGAUGUUUGAAACAGUGCAAUUGUGGACAAUUAUAAAAAUAUGCCAAGGGCAGACGACACGACCACAUAACUAUUACCUGUUAAACUGUUGUAGAAUCUGGUGGGUCUACAAGAGUUUAUCUACUACAUCUAGUUAGUACCAAUACUAUUAGGUUUGUUUAUGAAAAUGAGUAGUGUUUCAUUUUACAUUCAUUCUGGUUAUGUGAUUUAAUAUGUUCGUAAUGAUUGGUCAGUGCAAUAAACCAGCCUCCUUAAAAUGUCGUGAAACACGACACGAAUGUCUGUCAGAUCGUGGUUGGUCGAGAAUAUGACUCUCACAUGGGUUUCUGACCAAUAACAGUCGUCACAACCAAACGAGACGCAUAUUCGUUUCGUGUUUCUUAUGCCGCAUUCUAGGGGCGCUGGGCUAGCAAUGCAAUGUGGUUCGCCGCUUUCGUAUUAUAUUUAUUGGUUAUAGUGAACUUUAAAUGAUUAUGUAGGCAAAGCGUAGCGUAGGUACAAAUGUAUGAUACGUCGUGGUAUGUUGUGUGCAUAUGAAUUCUGAUUAGUUAGAAAUAUUUUCUAUAGAGAUGUCUUCGUUUGAGAGUUACUAGAGGCUGCUAGUGAACUUGUAUUUCUCCUCCCUAAACAAGUGGCUUCCCCAAUGUUUAUUUUCAUCCUCAAUUCUGUAAAUUUCUAAAUACCCUAUUUUAUAUUUUCUCCAUAACCGUACACGAGUCUCUAGUCCACAAUUUGUACAAAAUUGUACCAAUUUAGGUGAAAAAAAAAACAUCUUUCUGUUUAACUAUGAAGUUCCUUUCAUUCGGCUUUGUACAUAGUAUUAAUGUUCCAUAGGUGCAAUAUCUGUGCUGUAUAUAUUGUGAAUAUGUGUAAAAAAUAAGGCACUUAAUAUUGAAAAUUAUAAAAAACUAAGUGGAACUAACCUGAGUGUAACAAAAUCUACCGGUACCUAUGUAAAUUUGAAUCUUUUUAUAUGGUUAUUGUUGUACACUUUUAUCUAAGAUAUAUAUACUUCUUGUAUGUAAUGUAUAUGUAAUUGUUUUUAAACGCCUUAUAAUCUAGUAAGUGUAAAUGAAUAUUAGGCGAUUAUAAAAUAGAACGUCGCAUCGUUCCAUUUUAAUUUCGCUUCUUUACUGACACGGUAGAAUAUUGAUGAUAAGAGAUUCUAGCUUGCGAGUUCCUCAGUGGCGAAAGGGAACCGGGUACAACAUGUAGAUAUGCAUAAAUGCGGUCUGUAAAUCGUUCUGAUAAUUAGAUUCUACCUAAAAGGAAGCCGGUAGGAAUCUGGUUAUAUGUACCCUUCACCACUGGAGUUUACUUCAUAAAGGCGUAAGGCGUAGUGGACGGAUCGUUCAUUGUCCGUAUUGUAAACUGUUGACUAAUGUAACACGAGCUAUUUUACUAUUUGUAUAUAUGUAAUAUGUACUGUGCUAAGGUUCAAAUUCAAACCCUCAAAUUGACGGGCUCUCAUACAUUGGUGCAGGUGCCAAAACGCUUUCUUUUGCUAUUUGUAGUAUUUACUGACAAAUAUGUAAUAGAUAAUUGACACUUGAACCAUUUUAAAUAUAACCCAUCGAUGUAUGAAAUAGCAGAAAAAAUAAGCUAGCAAAGUUAAAUGUUAUAGAUGUAUGUCCUUAACGUUGCUCAUUAUUACUGGAAUAGUUUUUUGAAUGUUAACAUUAAUUUGUACUCGGCUUACCCAAAACCUUGCGAAGUGGGUAAUAUUUGCCCCACAAAAUACUUGUAAAAGGAAAAUAAUUUAUUACAUUAGUAUAGGCAUUUAAAUUGCAGACUAAAUUAGUCUUAGAUAUAUUUCCAUAUUAAUGAAUGGUGUCGCGAGAUGGUGGCUCAAAUAUGACCCGCAAAUUUAAGGGUCAAAUAUGACCCGCAAAUUGAUGGCUCAAAUAUGACACGCAAAUUUAUGGGUCAAAUAUGACCCGCAAAUUUAUGGGUCAAAUAUGACCCGCAAAUUUAUGGGUCAAAUAUGACCCGCAAAUUUAUGGGUCAAAUAUGACCCGCAAAUUUAUGGGUCAAAUAUGACCCAUGGCAAAAAAUCUCACCAAGCAUGGCCUGUUAGUAGUGAUUGUAUGUUUGUAAAAUUUUAAAUCAUCUGAUGUGAAAGGAACUUCAGACGUCUUUGAAGACUGACUAAUUGUUAUAUUUUGUCUACUGUUCACGUUUAUGAUAAGUUAACAUUUCCAUGUAGUCUAUAGGUUGUAUGGAUAUGCAGAAAAUGGGAUUAAUUUAUAAGUAGAUGGUAAUUUUGUUGUAUUAUAGACAUAAAACAGUUUACGGGUAUGUAUAGCUUCUUUUCGGCACAUUUUUCAAUGUAACUGUAAUGCAGUUUUCAGGCAAACGUUGAAGAUGCGUUUAUUUUCACACAGCGUGAUUUGAGCAUGUUACCCUGUCUUAAAAAGACUUAAUGUUCAAAAUUAUUGAAUUACAAAGUGUUGCGUGGCAUUGCACCGCGCUCGUUACCUUAGAACAUUGUUAGUCUGAAGUAUAGUGGAUACAAUGUUCAAACUGGAACAUUCCCUUAGAAUGUCUCAAAAAACGCGACUUGUAAAGCGAUGUUUAAUUUUGAUGUUUGUGAUUGAUCUAAAGAUCUUCAGGUACAUGUUUAGUCUCAACCAAUCCCAAAAAACGACACAUAGUCGUAUCGUGUGUUUUUGUGAUAUUCUAAGCAUACAUCACCUUUGCGAAUUUCAGACAACAAUCAGUUAUAUUUGUGGGUAUUGGAGAAAUAAGCGCAGGAGCGUUUCACGCGAUUUGUAAUUUAAUGUUUUGCUACUGUUUAUUAAGUAUUCGCUUGACAUCAUGAGACCCAUUUGCUCGUUACGUCAUUCAGUUGAAAAAAAAAUACAAGCACGCACUGUAACGUGCUAACAGCUCGUAGCCUGUCUAAGAAGCUUCGUACACGAGUCGUGAUAGAAACGUAUUGUAAGGGUCAACUUAUAUCAGCCAUAAUAAUUUCUCGUCUCACGAAUUCGCGUGUAUUUUCUAGAAUGUGUCCGAAUUCGCGAGACUCUUUUUUAUCAGAAUAAAAAUAAUAUGCACGUUAUAUUGUGGUGAUAAGGUUGAGUUCACUAUAUGAAAUUAUAUAUUGAUGAUUCGUUGUCUCUACUCUCCGCUGAUAUGAAUUGACUCCAAAAGUAGUAUAUUUCGAUGGCUGUACGUUACAAACCCAUACAUACAUUUCUCUAAAUAUCCUUAUACGACAUCGUUUUAGAAGUAUCGCUUGUCGUAGUUUUUAUUCGACAAUCCCGUAGUUCAAAAAAAUAUAUGCGAACGAUACGAUUACAUCACGACACGUGUUUGAAGGGGGGCAAUCAUUGUGUUAUGCAUUUCUCUAAAUAUACCUUUGUAAAUUUACAGAAUUUCUACUUUAUGUAUCAUUUUAGACUUUCGAUAUAAAUAUUGUAAUUACAAUAUAUUAUUUACCUGAAGACUGCAUUCCACAGCUCUGUAUUUUUUUUGUAUUACUCAUUGAAAGGCCGACGUGGUACGAAAUGGGCUUUUAUAAGAAAAAAUAUACUUCAUUUCAAUGGUUUACAUACCAGAAUGAGUAUUGCAUUAUUUUGACAAUAACCGAAAUAUAAGAUCAAAAAUAUCAUUUUACUGUGUAUUUUAUUUAAACACGGGAAAAUCUGGCAGUUAAUCGGCAUAUUAUGGAUUUCGAGAGGUGAUCAACUAAGUUUUAUACGGGUGUUGCAAAAUGCAGGUAUCAACAAUUACACUAGUAUUUUAAGUGACUUAUUCAGACGUGUUUAAAAAUUACAAAGAUGCGGGCGCACACGUCACGUGUGUAAAAAUGGGCGCUACAGUAGCGCAGUGUCACAUACGGUGUGAUUUGUGUAGCUGACGCGAAAUUUCCAUGACAUAGCAGUUGUGUUUUCCGCCACACACAUGUAGCGCUUAUUUUUACACCCUAGGCGUGUAAAGUUAGACUAGCUUUCGGUUUUGCUAUGAGUUUAAGAGCGCAAAAAAUUCGGUAAGCCACAACAGUGGUUUAUCAUGUUUGAUGCAUUGUUUUGCACCGCAAUCCGCGUGUUAACGAAUUUCUAAUUUGUAUAAAAAUAUUUAUAAAUUCUAUUGGUAUAUAAUAAACAUCAAUUUGCUCAUGUAUGAACACUGUUAGUUUAAUCAUUGAUGUUUAUUUUUAAUCUCCCCUCAAAUAUUGAAUAUUGAUUUUAAUGCUUCACUGCUGUGCACCAGUUUUUAUUAAGAUAUCGUUAAAAAUAUAUUUGUUUGUAACUCUGGUAACGAAUUGGUUGAAAAUACACGUCGGCCUGUCAAUGAAGAUCUAUAUUGAUAUCCACUUAUAUACGUGUCACGUUAUGUCAGCUAGUAGUAAAGAUGCGCGCGCGCGCUGUACGUGACGUCACGCCGGCGUUUCGGGCAAUAUCAGCAUUUAAAUAUUUCUUAGAAGAAUAAAUUGUACGAAUUCUAUGUCCAAAAAUAAAGUUAUUCUUUGUACACUA